This is a messenger RNA of Phytophthora nicotianae INRA-310, 819 nucleotides long. RefSeq lists its product as hypothetical. The coding region runs from base 88 to 750 and encodes 220 amino acids. The transcript has 4 exons. Lineage: Eukaryota; Oomycota; Peronosporomycetes; Peronosporales; Peronosporaceae. The record is from RefSeq and is a predicted model, not a curated record. Gene Ontology annotation, cellular component: nucleus; cytoplasm.
CAAAACCGACGUUGAGCAUCACGUUUGACGAGUGCCAUUCCUGAAGUUCCUGAUUGUAGGGAACAGCACCGCUUGUAUCAACAGAAAAUGGCUACGUUUCGCGUGUUGUGUCUGCACGGUUUCGGUCAGGACGCCACCAAGUUUCGCAACCGCAUCUCGUCGCUCCGACGUGCGCUCAAGUCUAGCUUCGAUUUUGUGUUUCCGGAAGCUCCAUUCCUGGUGACUAGCUUUCCGAACUCGACACCUGAGGAGCAGGCUAAAAUUGCUGAAGUGGAGCCGACGUAUAAGUGGUGGGACUUUGAGAUCGAUGAGGAGACAGGCAAGCACACGUAUGGACGCGUCGAUGAGGCCGUGGGUUACCUCGCAGAGUUUGUGCGUAAGGAGGGCCCUUUCGACGGCAUCUUCGGCUUCAGCCAGGGAGGCAUGAUGGUCAAUCUUCUCUUGCAACGACAAUGUGCGGACCCAAACAACUCGCCGUUCUCGUUCAAGUUCGCUUUGUUCUUCGCUUCGUGCGAUCUUGGGGAUCCAGUGUACAAGACUGAGCAGAAGGUAGAUGUGCCGUCAAUCCAUUUCAUGGGCGAGACGGACGCAAUCGUUUCAUUGGAAAGAAGCCGAAAGCUGCUCGAGCUGUACAACAACCCAAAGGUUUUCGUGCAUCCUGGAGGUCACUUCAUCCCGACCAACAAAGAGGCGAAGGAUGCACUGCGAGAGUUUGCUCAGGAACUGACCGUACGUAAUAGCUCUAAGUAGUAAUCUAGACAAUGUCUAAAUAGAAGAAAAUGCCUGUGAAUACUCGAUAAAUACCACCCAAGCUGGGCG